This is a messenger RNA of Pomacea canaliculata, 2151 nucleotides long. Its product is annotated as isovaleryl-CoA dehydrogenase, mitochondrial-like. NCBI's taxonomy places the organism in Eukaryota, Metazoa, Mollusca, Gastropoda, Architaenioglossa, Ampullariidae. Gene Ontology annotation, biological process: L-leucine catabolic process. Gene Ontology annotation, molecular function: flavin adenine dinucleotide binding; 3-methylbutanoyl-CoA dehydrogenase activity. Bases 33 to 1301 code for a protein of 422 amino acids. Gene Ontology annotation, cellular component: mitochondrion. The transcript has 12 exons. The record is from RefSeq and is a predicted model, not a curated record.
UCCUCUGUACAGGUCUUUUUGUAAAGUAAGCAAUGGCGUGCACAACUUCAAGAUUAGGACGUGCCUGUUGUCACUUUUUGAGGAGGAAAGACAUCUCAGGCCUUCAGAAACGGCUGUCUUCCUUUUUUCCAAUUAAUGACAACUUGUUUAGUCUGACAGAUGAACAGAAGCAGUUGCGAGAAAGUGUGUUUCAAUUCACACAAAAGGAACUGGCGCCGAAAGCAGCUCAGAUUGACAAAGAAAACAACUUUGCUGACAUGAAGCAAUUUUGGCUUCAGUGUGGUGAACUUGGACUGUUAGGUGCAACUGCGCCAAGUAAGUAUGGUGGGUCAGAGCUGAGCUAUUUGGAUCACCUGCUUAUCAUGGAGGAAAUGUCUCGUGCCUCAGCUGCUGUUGCCUUGAGCUAUGGGGCCCAUUCUAACCUUUGUGUCAACCAAAUUGUGCGCAAUGGGACAGAAGGACAGAAAGAGAAAUACCUGCCUAAGUUGAUAAAAGGAGAGGCAAUUGGUGCUUUGGCUAUGAGUGAAGCAAACAGUGGGUCUGAUGUUGUAUCAAUGCGUCUGAAGGCAGAAAAAAAAGGUGAUUAUUAUGUACUAAAUGGCAAUAAGUUUUGGAUCACAAAUGGUCCUGAUGCUGAUGUGCUGGUUGUGUAUGCCAAGACAGACUUUACUACCUCAAAGCCUCAACAUGGCAUAACAGCAUUCUUGAUUGAAAAGGGAAUGGAAGGAUUUCGUCCUGGACAGAAGCUUGAUAAACUUGGUAUGCGAGGGUCUAACACUUCAGAAUUGAUUUUUGAAGACUGCAAAGUACCAGCUUCUAAUAUGCUGGGUCAGCUGAACAAAGGGGUGUAUGUCCUGUUUAGUGGACUUGACAUUGAACGACUGAUCCUUUCUGGAGGUCCUAUUGGCAUUAUGCAGGCAUGUUGUGAUUUAGCAUUUCAGUAUGCUCAUGUGCGUGAGGCAUUUGGUACCAAAAUUGGUCACUUUCAGAUGAUUCAAGCCAAGAUAGCAGACAUGUACACUGUGCUCAAUGCAAGUCGUUCCUAUGCCUACAAUGCUGCACGAUCCUUAGGCUGUGGCCAGAUUCUUCCAAAUGACUGUGCAGCAGUUAUUUUGUAUACAGCUGAGAAUGCAACCAAGAUGGCUCUAGACACAAUUCAGAUCUUAGGAGGAAAUGGCUAUAUAAAUGACUAUCCAUCAGGAAGACUGCUUAGAGAUGCCAAGUUGUAUGAGAUUGGAGCCGGUACCAGUGAAAUCCGUCGUCUUGUCAUUGCCAGGGCCAUAAAUGCCCACUACAGAUAAAGUAUUUCUCAAGUAACUAAAGUUUCUGUGAUCAUCUGUGAAUGUAUCUGAUAUCUCGCCAACAGAGUAUUUGAGUGAAUAAUAAAUGAUUUAAUCUAAGACUUUCUUAUUCUUAAAAAAGCAUAAUUAUAGAUAUUUUUAUUAUAAUUUUAAGAAAAAAAUUAAUCGUUAAUAAACACAUGACACAAAGGUGUUCCUCAUUUGUUUUGAUUUUCGGAAGCACACAUGUAAUUAUAGAUGCUUGAGUUUAUUUAAUAGUGAAUGUAAUAACUUUUAUAAAUGUGCCUGGAACAUAAAGUAUAGUAAUGAGACAGUUGUCUUACAUCUGAUAACAAAAUAUUAUAUGCAAAAGUUCUGUGAAAUGCCUCUGGCAACAUUACCUGCAGCUGUCACAGCCAAGUUAAUAAUAAAAUAAUGGUUAAUUGGAAAAGUUUGAACAUUUUUUAAUUAUUCAUUGAUAAUGUUCACUGUUACACGUCAGUGUUAAGUUGCAGUUACAAACAUUAUAAAGAAAUACUUGGAGCUACUGCUUGGGUAUCCUUCUAUUGGUACUGGUUAGGUCGAGGUGUUUUAUGAGAAAUAAAUGAGAAAGCUGGAUCUGCAUUUUCAAUUUUAUGUAAAGAAAUUACAAUUUUCUUUAUUAAUACAAUGUCAACACUCUGAAGCACUACUUUCAAAAGUGCUUGUUGUUUUAAAUUCUAUCAUUUAUCUACAGACAUCAUUCCUUGGUGGUUAGUCUUUGCAUUGUAAAUGAUCUUUGAAACUUGUUGAUUGGAAGGUGCAUUGAAACUUCAGCAUCAAGUGGUCCAUCAGAAUUUUUUUUAAAUAAACUGAAGCAUAGUAAAUUUCA